This is a messenger RNA of Mycosarcoma maydis (corn smut), 279 nucleotides long. Its product is annotated as 60S ribosomal protein eL43. The transcript has 3 exons. Gene Ontology annotation, molecular function: structural constituent of ribosome. The coding region runs from base 1 to 279 and encodes 92 amino acids. The record is from RefSeq and is a predicted model, not a curated record. NCBI's taxonomy places the organism in Eukaryota, Fungi, Basidiomycota, Ustilaginomycetes, Ustilaginales. Gene Ontology annotation, cellular component: ribosome. Gene Ontology annotation, biological process: translation.
AUGUCGAAGCGAACUGUCAAGGUCGGAAUCACCGGAAAGUACGGUACCCGUUACGGUGCUUCGCUCCGUCGUCAGAUCAAGAAGAUCGAAAUCUCGCAGCACUCCAAGUACACCUGCACUUUCUGCGGCAAGGACUCGGUCAAGCGCAAGGCUGUCGGCAUCUGGGAGUGCCGUGCCUGCAAGAAGGUCAUUGCCGGUGGUGCUUGGACCCUCAGCACCUCGGCUGCUGCCACCGUCCGAUCCACCAUCCGACGUCUCCGUGAGCUGACUGAGGCCUAA